AUGUCCAAGUACACAAGCAUUGGCAUCGACCUGGGCACGACCUACUCGUGCGUGGGCGUGUGGCAGAACGAUCGGGUGGAGAUCAUCGCCAACGACCAGGGCAACCGCGUGACCCCGUCCUACGUGGCCUUCACCGACACCGAGCGCCUGAUCGGCGACGCGGCCAAGAACCAGGUCGCGAUGAACCCGCACAACACCGUGUUCGACGCCAAGCGCCUCAUCGGCCGCAACUACUCGGACCCGGUCGUCCAGGCCGACAUGAAGCACUGGCCCUUCAAGGUGGUCCAGAAGCCCGGCGACAAGCCCUUCAUCUCGGUCGAGUACAAGGGCGAGCGCAAGGAGUUCUCGCCCGAGGAGAUCUCGUCGAUGGUGCUCAUCAAGAUGAAGGAGACGGCCGAGGCCUACCUGGGCCACCCCGUCACCACCGCCGUCAUCACCGUCCCCGCCUACUUCAACGACUCUCAGCGCCAGGCCACCAAGGACGCCGGCACCAUCUCGGGCAUGCAGGUCAAGCGCAUCAUCAACGAGCCCACCGCCGCCGCCAUCGCGUACGGUCUCAACAAGAAGGCUCGCGGCGAGAUGAACGUGCUCAUCUUCGACCUGGGCGGCGGCACCUUCGACGUUUCGCUCCUGACCAUCGAGGAGGGCGUGUUCGAGGUCAAGGCCACCGCCGGCGACACCCACCUCGGCGGCGAGGACUUUGACAACCGCAUGGUCAACCACUUCGUCCAUGAGUUCAAGCGCAAGCACGGCAAGGACAUCUCGGGCAACGCGCGCGCAGUCCGUCGACUGCGCACGGCCUGCGAGCGGGCCAAGCGCGCCCUGUCGUCGGCGACCCAGGCCAGCAUCGAGAUCGACUCGCUCUACGAGGGCGUCGACUUCUACACUUCGAUCACCCGCGCCCGCUUCGAGGAGCUCUGCGCCGACCUAUUCCGCGCGACCAUGGACCCCGUCGAGAAGGUGCUGCGCGACGCCAAGAUGGACAAGCGCGCCGUGAGCGAGGUGGUGCUGGUCGGCGGCUCGACCCGCAUUCCCAAGAUUCAGCAGCUCGUCACCCAGUUCUUCAACGGCAAGGAGCCCUGCAAGUCGAUCAACCCCGACGAGGCUGUCGCCUACGGCGCCGCGGUGCAGGCCGCCAUCCUGGACGGCGUGGCCACAGAGGGCUCUGUGCUCAACGACAUGGUGCUGAUCGACGUGGCCCCGCUCACCCUGGGCAUCGAGACCGCCGGCGGUGUCUUCUCGACCUACGAAGACAACCAGCCGGGCGUGCUGAUCCAGGUCUACGAGGGCGAGCGGGCCAUGACCCGCGACAACAACCUGCUGGGCAAGUUCGAGCUGUCGGGCAUCCCGCCCGCUCCGCGCGGCGUUCCGCAGGUCGAGGUCACGUUCGACAUCGACGCCAACGGCAUCUUGAACGUUUCCGCAGCGGACAAGACGACCGGCAAGUCGGAGAAGAUCACCAUUCGCAACGACAAGGGCCGGCUGUCGAAGGAGGAGAUCGACCGCAUGGUGAAGGAGGCCGAGCGCUACAAGGCCGACGACGAGCGCGCCAAGGAGAAGGUCGAGGCCAAGAACGCCCUGGAGAACUACGCCUACACGAUGCGCAACACGAUGCGCGACGACAACGUGGCCUCGAAGCUGGCGCCCGAGGACAAGUCCAAGAUCGAGCACGCCACCGACGACACCAUCAAGUGGCUCGAGGCCAACCAGACCGCCGAGAAGGACGAGCUCGACUACAAGAAGAAGGAGCUCGAGGACGUAUGUACCAGCAGUGCCGGCGGCAUGCCCGACAUGGGCGGCAUGGGCGGUGCUCCCGGGGCUCGUUCGGCCGGGUCGGGUGCCGGCCCCAAGAUCGAGGAGGUGGACUAG
This is a messenger RNA of Acanthamoeba castellanii str. Neff, 1869 nucleotides long. RefSeq names its product heat shock protein ssa1, putative. Gene Ontology annotation, cellular component: cytoplasm. Bases 1 to 1869 code for a protein of 622 amino acids. Gene Ontology annotation, biological process: cellular response to unfolded protein; protein refolding. The transcript has 4 exons. NCBI's taxonomy places the organism in Eukaryota, Discosea, Longamoebia, Acanthamoebidae. The record is from RefSeq and is a predicted model, not a curated record. Gene Ontology annotation, molecular function: ATP hydrolysis activity; ATP binding; heat shock protein binding.